AUGGCUGUUAAAAUAAGUACGCCCGUAUACAAAAAGAGGAUAAGUUCUACUGCAUAUCCCUUAUAUUUUAGUGUUUUUAUCAAAAGGUUAAAAAAUUAUGUUUCGCAAAAAAUUAAGGAAAUAAAAAAUUUAGGUGAUUAUGAAAAAUCAUGUAGGGAUUUAAACUAUGAAAUCGAUGAAUUAAAGGAAUUAUUUUGUACACGUUAUUUAUUAAAUAUUCCAAGAUAUGUUAGAUUAGCAUCAUGGAAUAAAAAUAUUGAAGACCAUUUAAAAACAACGAUGGUUAGUGAUUCAGAUGAAAAAUGUAAAAGAAGUUAUCCUUUUUAUCGAGGAAUUCAAAGAUAUAGACGAAAACUGUUGGCAGAUUAUUGUGAAGAAAGGGAUAAAAGAAAAAGGGAUGUACUAAAUUCAAGUAAUGAUAAAGACAAGUGUUUAGAAUAUAACGAAUGGGUAAUUAUGAGUGACAAUGCAAUUAAUGCUUCGUUUAAUAAUAAGAUAACAGAAGGUGAUAGAAAUAACGGAGCAUAUACUAUUAGUAAUAAUUGUAGUUUGAGAAAACCACACCUUUUAUUUCCACUAUUAGAGUGUCAUAAAGAGAAAGAACCAGAAAAUCAAUUGAAUCUAUUUUUUGAUUCACCAAUAUAUGGGAAUUCAGAAAUUACAAAUACUGCAGACGGUUUUAGAAAUAUUUUUAAUAUGCAUAUUGAACCUAAAGAUGUUGCAAUUCCAUUUGAUACUUCCCCCCCUGUUAGUAUUCCAGCUUCUAAGAUUACACUUGGUAGUAAUACUCCUGU
This is a messenger RNA of Plasmodium reichenowi, 794 nucleotides long. RefSeq names its product surface-associated interspersed protein 8.3 (SURFIN 8.3). The record is from RefSeq and is a predicted model, not a curated record. Lineage: Eukaryota; Apicomplexa; Aconoidasida; Haemosporida; Plasmodiidae. The annotation marks the transcript as partial. The transcript is spliced from 3 exons.